AUGUCACCCGCGUGCUACUGUCUGACCAAAAAUUCUUACAAUGAGGAGAAAUGCCAGACGCAAAUCGACGCUCUCUACGAGUGUUGCAAUGCCUUCUACCAAAAGAAUGGAGACCAGGCCUCGGUCGUGAGCUGUCCAAAGGCUCAACUGUUGCGGCUUAAGAUGAAACAGCGUGCCCAGGCAGCCGAGAGCCAACCCUAG
Molecule: messenger RNA, 201 nt
Organism: Penicillium manginii
Lineage: Eukaryota; Fungi; Ascomycota; Eurotiomycetes; Eurotiales; Aspergillaceae
Product: DUF1903-domain-containing protein
Exons: 2
Coding region: 1-201 (66 amino acids)
Source: RefSeq, a predicted model, not a curated record